Molecule: messenger RNA, 1119 nt
Organism: Lachancea fermentati
Lineage: Eukaryota; Fungi; Ascomycota; Saccharomycetes; Saccharomycetales; Saccharomycetaceae
Source: the annotation of a GenBank genome assembly
AUGCUCAGGAAAAGUAGAUUUAUAGGAAAUGCCAGAAUGCUUCAUAAAAGCGUGAAGAGGACUGAUUACAAGCUUCAUCGAACUGAUAUACCUGCAAGAUCUACUAUAUUCAGUCUGAUUCAACCCACCGGCACUUUCCACCUAGGCAACUAUCUUGGAGCAGUCCGAGUAUGGAAAGAUCUUUGUGAUUUGAAGCAGCCUGAUACAAAAUUACUAUUUGGCACGGCAGACCUUCAUGCCAUCACAGUUCCUAAACCUAAUACCAGUGAAUUUCGAAGGUAUCGACAAGAGGCGAUUGCCAGCAUUUUAUCUAUAGGUAUUGAUCCUACAAGAGCAAUUGUGUUUCAUCAAUCACAAGUUGCACAGCACACGGAAUUGCAUUGGCUCUUGUCAACUAUAACGCCUAUGGGAUCCUUGAAUAGAAUGACACAGUGGAAGUCUAAAUCUAACUUAAAAGACCUCAAUGACGCAGACGCAGUUGGAGCAGUUAAGCUUGGAUUAUUCUCUUAUCCAGUACUUCAAGCAGCAGAUAUUUUACUGUAUAAGUCAACGCACGUCCCUGUAGGAGAUGAUCAAGCACAGCAUCUUGAAUUGACAAGAGACAUCGCUCAAAGAUUCAAUACUCUCUACAAUCGGGAGUUUUUCCAGUUGCCAACAACGAUUUUGGCCCCCACGAAAAGAAUCCUGAGUCUUGCUAAUACUGCGAAGAAAAUGUCGAAGAGCGAUCCUAAUCAAAAUGCAUUAAUCUACUUAAAUGAUGAGCCAGAUGUGAUUUCACGAAAAAUCAGAAAAGCAGUCACGGACUCCGUGUCACACGAAUUCAAAUACGACCCGGUGCUAAGGCCCGGUGUCGCGAAUCUUAUCAACGUGAUAAGUGGCGUUCAAAGAAAAUCGAUUGAGGAUGUGGAGAAAGAUAUCGCCAAAUACCAUAGUCAUCAAGAUUUCAAAAACUAUGUGACGGAGGUGUUGGUAGAAGAGCUCAGGGACCCAAGAGAAAAAUUCAUGAAGUAUAUGAAGGAGCCUCAGUAUCUGGAAGAAAUCACGAAAUCAGGUGCGGAAAGUGCUUCUGAAAUUGCCGAACAAAAUAUGAAGACCAUUAAAGAAAUAAUGGGAUUUUAG